Camponotus floridanus (Florida carpenter ant) is the source of this 2611-nucleotide messenger RNA. Its product is annotated as transducin beta-like protein 2. Gene Ontology annotation, molecular function: nucleic acid binding; protein binding; exonuclease activity. Gene Ontology annotation, biological process: endoplasmic reticulum unfolded protein response. The record is from RefSeq and is a predicted model, not a curated record. The transcript has 3 exons. NCBI's taxonomy places the organism in Eukaryota, Metazoa, Arthropoda, Insecta, Hymenoptera, Formicidae. The coding region runs from base 787 to 2349 and encodes 520 amino acids. Gene Ontology annotation, cellular component: endoplasmic reticulum; nucleus.
CAAAACAUCCUUAUGUAAAUCUUCGAUCGAGUAAAUUUUACCGGUAAAAAUAUGCAUGUAUUGUUCCGAGCGAGGUCUUAUCGAUGAGAGCUUGAAUUUAUCACGUGAGAACAAAGUAUCGCGCGCGCGCGCGCUUUCGAAGGCGCAUAAGUAUUUAUUAUCAGACGCGUUGCGAAAUUUGCAAUUUUAUAAACAAAGGAAAAGGAGCAAGAAUAGCCGAUUAUUAGCGUUAUUAGCGAUCCGUUGGCGAAGGUUGUCGACGAACGGGUUGAAUUUUCGCGGGAGAGUCGCAUCUAUCUCCGUCACGUGUUCCAUGACUCGAGCGAGUCCGACUCUACACACUUGGCAUCCAGUGCUUCUCGCGAUCGGGAAUAAAUACAAACACAGACCAAUGGGAGACCCAUUGGUAUCUACGGCAAACCUGUAGAUAACUUUCGUGUCGGUGAAAAAAAUUCACGCAACAACGCCCCGAAAUUUCCCCGAGAUUGAAAUGAGACAAGGAUCUCCUCGGGCAUCGAAUGCACCGCGUUUGAAUGAAGAAAUUAGACUAUAACCUAUAUUCGCGGAUUGGAAGGAGGAGGAAAGCGAGUGCAAGCGACACGAACAGACCUACACGCACACAUACGUACACACGUAUGAUGACUUCUCGUUAUCGCGAAUCGUGACACCGCGUGGCUCCACGGUGCUUUUUCCCCGCUGUUUUUCCGUUUUUCCCGGGCGAUCGUGUGCGCGCGCGUUUGUGUGUAUAUCACGUGUGCAAGCUACUCGGACAGGUAACACGCGAAUAUGGAAGCCACGCCGGUCUCGACAAGCAUGCUGGACAACGUGAGCCCGCCCAUGCUGCUGUUUCUUACGACGUUGAUCGCCGGCGGAAUCGUCCUCCUGAUACGCUAUGUCGUCAACCGGCGAUCGCGGUCCAGCCUGGAGCAGGACUCGUCGAAAAAUCCGGUUCAAUCAACGUGGAUACCAACAGCACCACCAUUGAAUUAUAUACCGAUAGCGCAAGAACCACCAAUAUAUUCUAAUACGUUUCACGAUGGGAAACGUACAGUCCUCAAACGAAAAAGUAGACAGGUCAAUCCAGCUCCUGCUCAUCCCUGGUUUUGUGGUACGUUUAGAGGACAUACUAACUUUAUCAGCGACAUGAGCUUCUCCAGCAAUGGCAAAUACGUUGCAAGCAGUGCCGAAGAUUGGAGCUCGCAACUGGAUAAGGAGAACGUGCGGGAAAUUAUAUCUCUGUAUACCAACGAUUAUUGGUAUGAUGCACUCGAAAAACAUAUAUUGUCGUCGGAUGACUUAGCGAAACGCGGAUUUCCAGUGGAAAGGCCUGAUCAUCCAGGUUGUGCAAUGAUAGACUAUACACCAUAUCCGACUGAUAGUAACAAUUCUACAUUCUGCUUUAUAAAUAUUAACAUACUAAAUGAUAAGAGUAAAGAGGAAAAGAAGAAAGAUCGAGACAGCACUAAUUGCAAUAGUAGUUCCGAACAUGAGCAAGAAAAUUUGACGAGGGAGAAAAAGAUUAAGGAUAAGAUGAAAAAAUCGGACGAUAAUGAUUCAGACAGCGCGGAGAAGUGCGAUUCAUUGUCGCAGCAGCGGAAGAGAGAAUGUGCGAGAUGCCAUAAGCUAUUUUGCAUCGAUAGCACAGGGAAAUGUUUGUAUAAACAGCGUUGCAUCUAUCAUUGGGGCAAAUUAUUCGACGGAAGGACCAACGGCCAGAUGGAUCGUAAAUAUUGGACAUGCUGUAAAGGCUUGGAAUUUUCGACCGGUUGCGAGACAGGAGUACACGUGUCGGUCGGCUUGUCACCCGGACUCAACGGACCUUUGAAGGGCUAUGUCCGUACAUUGCCUCUUAACCGUUUUAAUAAUAAAUAUAGAAUCUGUGCUUUAGAUUGCGAGAUGUGUUACACAGAAUAUGGUUUCGAGCUUACUAGAGUCACUGUUAUCAGUCUGGAGGGCAAAGUAAUAUGCAAUGAUUUCGUUAAACCAAAUAGCCAAAUAUUAGAUUACAACACUAGAUUCAGCGGUAUCACGGAAGAGCAUAUGAAGCAGAAAAGCACCCUGACUCUCGGACAAGUUCAAAGAAAAUUGUUAACCUUGAUCAGCGCCGAGACAAUCGUGAUCGGUCAUAAUUUGGCGAGUGAUUUUAGAGCACUACAUAUAAUUCAUAAAAAAGUUGUCGAUACGACAGUUCUUAUUCCUGAUCCUAGAGGAUUCCCCUAUACUUUAGGAUUAAAGGCUUUGGCGCGGAGAUUGCUCCAACGAAACAUACAAGAGAAUACGCAUGAUUCCCGCGAGGAUGCCCAGGCCGCUUUGGAUCUGGCGCUGCAUUAUAUAAGUACGAAUAAGUAAAAAUCGCGUCGACAACUAAAAAAUCUGUGUAAAGAAAAAGAAUCUCCGUUAAUCUUGCGUUUUAAAAUCCUUAACCUUUAAUUUUAUCUUUCUAACAUAAUCAUAUUUGACUGUAAAGAGUUUCUGAUCAAUUUUUAAUCAUCGUUAGAAAGAUAAAGUUAUCGGAAUAUUAUUGAAAUUCUGCUUUUGGUAUUUUUAUAUUCACGCAUGUACAGUUCAUAUUGUAUAAGAGUUCAUUACUAAUAUUUUAUAUUUUGUACAA